AUGAGACUACCGAUUCUUCAACCAUGCGCAAGAGCUUUCAGGAGGUACUUCUUCCGUUCUGCCGGAACCCUAUCUUCGCCGGAGCUUAACGACAGUCUCCCGGUGCUAGAGCAAUGGAAGCGACAGGGUAAUCAAUUGAAUCCUUCCGACAUCAGAAACAUCAUCAAAACCCUCGGCGACUCUCAGCGAUUUACCCAAGCUCUCAAGGUAUCAGAGUGGAUGAGUGAGCGUCAACUUUGCAAUCUGAUUCCUGAAGAUUUCGCAGCUCGGCUUUAUCUGAUUGAUAACGUUCUGGGUUUAGAAGAAGCAACGAAAUUCUUCCUAAGCAUUCCCGAGUGCAAGAGAGACCACUCUGUAGGUAAGCGCCAAAUGGAGAUGAACAAUGUGGAGCCUGACAAUCUCACUUUGAACAUUAAACUGCGGCUUUACGCAGCUGAAUUCGACAUUGAAAAACUGACGAAGGCCAUAAAGGACAAGGAAAGCGACGACUGGAAGAACAAGGAUAGCAAGGGAUAUCGAUUAGUGAUUAGCUCCUUAUUGAAAUCAGGCGAUAUCGAUAUGGCAACUGAGAUUACAGAAGAGUGGUAUGAUGGUUUCUACAAGUUUGAUGUCCGAAUCGUGGCUAUGAUGGCAUCUGCUUAUUGCGAGAGCGGCCUUAUAUGGGAAGCUGAAAGAUGGUUAUCGAUGCAACUGCAACAACAAAGGAUCGAGGCAAAGAAGAAGACGGUGAAGAAUUAG
Messenger RNA from Arabis nemorensis, 738 nucleotides. NCBI's taxonomy places the organism in Eukaryota, Viridiplantae, Streptophyta, Magnoliopsida, Brassicales, Brassicaceae. The record is from the annotation of a GenBank genome assembly.